GGGGCGGAGACCCGCCGCGGACCAGGCGAAUGGGGCGGGCCGGGGGCGGUGGCCCGCAGGGGCUCGCUCGGCCUCGGCGGCGCCGCGGCACUCUACCUCCAGCCGGCUGCGUAGACGGCCGCGGCGUGGAGUCGUGCGGGCGCAGGAUGUCGGGGAUCCUCGGUAUCGGGCCGCUGGGCCGCGCCAAGCCCGGCGCAGGGAGCGCGUCGCCCGCCGGCUUCGUGCUGGGACUGGACGUGGGCAGCUCGGUCAUCCGCUGCCAUGUCUACGACCGUGCGGCGCGCGUCCGCGGCUCCAGCGCGCACAAGGUAGAAAAUCUUUAUCCUCAACCUGGCUGGGUUGAAAUUGAUCCCGACGUUCUCUGGACCAAAUUUGUGGCUGUAAUAAAGGAAUCUGUCCAAGCUGCAGGAAUAGAAAUGAAUCAAAUCCUUGGUCUGGGCAUUUCAACACAGAGGGCGACUUUCAUUACGUGGAACAAGAAAACGGGAAGUCAUUUUCACAAUUUCAUUAGUUGGCAAGACCUAAGAGCUAUUGACCUUGUAAAAUCUUGGAAUGGUUCCCUUUUAAUGAAGCUGAUCCACAAUUCCAGCCGAGUCCUUCACUUUUUCACCAGAAGCAAACGGUACUUGGCCGCCAGUCUGUUCAAGUUCACGACCCAGCACGUUUCUCUGAGAUUGGCCUGGGUUCUACAGAACCUCAUGGAGGUGCGGAAGGCCAUAGAGGAGGGAAACUGCUGCUUCGGGACCGUCGACACCUGGCUGCUGCACAAGCUCACGAAAGGGGCUGUGUUUGCCACGGAUUUUUCCAACGCCAGCACGACUGGACUCUUUGACCCCUAUGAGAUGCGCUGGAGUGGGUUCGUCACCUCCCUGCUCUCGAUCCCGCUCUCCCUCCUGCCCCCCGUCAGGGAUACCAGCCACAAUUUUGGAUCCGUGGAUGAAGAGAUUCUUGGGGUGUCUAUACCCAUCGUGGCCUUGGUGGCCGACCAGCAGUCCGCCAUGUUUGGCGAGUGCUGCUUCCAGACCGGAGACGUGAAGCUGACCAUGGGCACGGGCACCUUCCUGGACAUCAACACCGGGAGUGACCCCCAGCAGAGCGUCGGAGGCUUUUACCCGCUCAUUGGGUGGAAGAUUGGGCCGGAAGUUGUGUGCCUGGCCGAGGGCAACGCGGGCGACGCUGGCAGCGCCAUCCAGUGGGCUCGGCAGCUGGACCUUUUCACAGAUGCUGCCGAGACGGAAAAAAUGGCCAGAAGUCUGGAAGAUUCUGAAGGCGUUUAUUUUGUCCCUUCUUUUAGCGGAUUGCAGGCGCCCGUCAAUGACCCCUGUGCCUGCGCCUGCUUCAUGGGCCUGAAGCCGUCCACCAGCAAGUACCACCUGGUGCGGGCCAUCCUGGAGUCCAUCGCCUUCAGAAACAAACAGUUGUACGAAGUGAUGCAGAAAGAGAUCCAAAUCCCUGUGACAAAAAUCCGGGCAGACGGGGGCGUGUGCAAGAACAGCUUCAUCAUGCAGAUGACCUCCGACCUCAUCAACCAGACCAUCGACAGGCCCGUCCACGUGGACAUGUCCUGCCUCGGGGCGGCCAGCCUGGCCGGCCUGGCUGUGGGGUUCUGGAGUGACAAGGAGGAACUCAAGAGACUGAGGCAGAGUGAGGUGGUCUUCAAGCCGCAGAAGAAGUGGCAGGACUAUGAGCUGAGUAUGGAAAACUGGGUGAAGGCGGUGAAGCGCUCCAUGAAUUGGUAUAACAAGACCUAGAGCUCGGCCGGACGGU
This is a messenger RNA of Sorex araneus (European shrew), 1767 nucleotides long. RefSeq names its product glycerol kinase 5 (gene GK5). Bases 30 to 1751 code for a protein of 573 amino acids. Gene Ontology annotation, molecular function: glycerol kinase activity. The transcript is spliced from 16 exons. The record is from RefSeq and is a predicted model, not a curated record. Gene Ontology annotation, cellular component: mitochondrion. Lineage: Eukaryota; Metazoa; Chordata; Mammalia; Eulipotyphla; Soricidae. Gene Ontology annotation, biological process: glycerol metabolic process; glycerol-3-phosphate biosynthetic process; triglyceride metabolic process.